Messenger RNA from Chilo suppressalis (striped riceborer), 760 nucleotides. Lineage: Eukaryota; Metazoa; Arthropoda; Insecta; Lepidoptera; Crambidae. The record is from the annotation of a GenBank genome assembly.
CUAUUGACAAUUUUGUCGUGUUGUGUGGCGUCCCGUCUAUUUAUCUUUGGUGUUUUAUUGUUAUUUACAGCUUUUUUACAAUUACUUUUAUUACGACAUGUAUUAGUGCAUAAGCUUAGCAUUAAAUUAUUGGCAUUGAGAUUUUAUCAUAAGGUUAACAAUAAAAACGAGUAUAAGCGGGCUAUAUUGAAAGAUGGACCGUAACAAUAUGAGAUCAAGCUAUGUAAACAGUGGUCCUCGUUCCUUACCACACAUGACUGGAAGCAAACGCCAUAAUGGAAAUGGACAUAACAGUAAUGGACAUAACGGAAACAAUCAUGGAAACGGACACAACAGUAAUGGCUACAGUGGUAAUGGGCAUAACGGAGCACGUCUCAGUCCACCAAUGCAACCGCAGCAAGUCAACGCACACAAUAAUAACAAUAACACCAAUCAACAUGAUGAUCUCAUAAAUUAUAUAUUUGAAUCAUGGAAUAAGGUGACAAGGGAUUUGGAACGAGGCGGCGAAGAGGCAAAGUAUUAUCAGGAAGUGAUGGCUCCACGCCAGCUAGCUAACUUUAGGCCUUUCAACUUGGAGCAGUGGUGGGGCCGCCGUCUCAUGCAGAGUAUAAACCGUAAUAAGCAUCGAUCUUAGUUCCCAACACGGCAAUAACUUUUAUAAUGUUUCAUUUCAUUGGCACUCAAACUCAAAUGAAAUUAUUGAUCUUAUAGGAAUGUUCUCAUGUGUUUACUUAUUACUUACUUAUUUUGUGUGGCCUUG